UUCACAUUUAAUUUGUACCGGUGAAUCCGUACCAGAGCGGGAUCAGCAGCGGGGCCCUAGGUUUCCCGACAGCGAUAUCGGCAUUUUGAAUCCGCUCUCGGGCAUUCCGCCACCGGCUGCAGAUCAUUGAAGCCCGAAGACUUGCGGCGAUAGCAACGAGGACGGUGAGCAAGAGCUGAGGAAGACGCCGCGUUCGCUCAGAUAUCAAGUUUUAUUACUUCAACUUGUCGACCAAGGGAUGGCUGCAUCAAUUACUGCUGGUCUGCAAAUGUUGGUCACAAGGAGGUCAACCUCCUCUUCUCGGAUGAUGCUACCAUCAACUGUAAUAUCAGAUACAAAAGUAACCAUCCAAACUAAAUUGUCAAGCUCAUUCAGUAUUUCCUUCGCCAAGCCUUUUCGCCAGAGCUUUUCAUCUGCUCCACGUAGAGACAAUAAUGUUGUCACAAGAGCCAUGUCAGAAGAAAAUGAUAAAAACAGUGUUUCAGGACUUCCUAUUGAUUUAAGAGGUAAAAGGGCAUUUAUUGCGGGAGUAGCUGAUGACAAUGGAUAUGGAUGGGCUAUUGCCAAGGCUCUUGCUGCAGCAGGCGCAGAGAUUCUUAUUGGAACAUGGGUGCCUGCAUUAAACAUAUUUGAAACUAGCUUAAGACGUGGAAAGUUUGAUGAUUCCAGACGGCUUCCAAAUGGCUCGCUUUUGGAGAUUGCUAAGGUUUAUCCCCUCGAUGCUGUGUUUGAUAGUCUUGAGGAUGUUCCUGAUUAUAUUAAAUCGAACAAGCGUUAUUCAGGUUCUUCAAAUUGGACUGUGACGGAAGUAGCUGAAUCCAUAAAGAAUGAUUUUGGAAGUAUAGACAUUCUUGUGCAUUCCCUUGCUAAUGGGCCGGAGGUGACAAAGCCUCUAUUGGAGACCUCCAGAAAGGGGUACCUUGCAGCUUUAUCUGCAUCCAGCUACUCCUUUAUAUCUUUACUUCAGCAUUUCCUUCCCAUAAUAAAUCCAGGGGGUGCGACAAUCUCAAUCACUUACGUUGCUUCUGAGAGAAUCAUUCCAGGAUAUGGUGGAGGUAUGAGUUCUGCAAAAGCAGCACUUGAGAGUGAUACGAGAGUACUAGCUUUUGAAGCAGGAAGGAAAAAGCAAAUUAGAGUCAAUGCAAUCUCUGCUGGGCCACUGGGAAGCCGUGCUGCGAAAGCCAUUGGAUUCAUUGAGAAGAUGAUAGAGUAUUCAUAUGUUAAUGCGCCAUUGCAGAAAGAAUUGUCAGCCGAUGAAGUUGGUGCCGUUGCGGCUUUCUUGGUAUCCCCGUUAGCUUCAGCUAUCACUGGUUCUGUAGUUUAUGUCGACAAUGGAUUAAAUACAAUGGGUUUGGCAUGUGAUAGUCCAUCUCUCUCAGUAUAAGAGAUAGAGGAAAAGCAUCAAAUGAUUUGAUUUGCAAGGAUUCCCGUCUUUUGUAAUCUCUUGCGGCAUUGCACUGAAUAAUAAUAGAGUAAGUUAAGUAGUUUUCAGAGGAUCUAGCUGUAUUGAUGAAUUAUAAAUGGUUCUUUUCAGGUGGUCUACCAAGUGAGAAAAUACAUUUGUUGAACCAAUUUGUCAGAUAUUUAUGUUAAAACAUGGGACAUGAUUGUAAUUCUAUAUUUUAUAUUGCUACUUAAACAGAACUAACGAAUACAUCAUUAUCAGGGUGUUAUCAGUCCUUAAAAAAUAUAUUUUGCACUUCAUUUGGUCA
Molecule: messenger RNA, 1712 nt
Organism: Dendrobium catenatum
Lineage: Eukaryota; Viridiplantae; Streptophyta; Magnoliopsida; Asparagales; Orchidaceae
Product: enoyl-[acyl-carrier-protein] reductase [NADH] 1, chloroplastic
Exons: 13
Coding region: 239-1384 (381 amino acids)
Biological process (GO): fatty acid biosynthetic process
Molecular function (GO): enoyl-[acyl-carrier-protein] reductase (NADH) activity
Source: RefSeq, a predicted model, not a curated record